Molecule: messenger RNA, 777 nt
Organism: Acanthosepion pharaonis
Lineage: Eukaryota; Metazoa; Mollusca; Cephalopoda; Sepiida; Sepiidae
Source: the annotation of a GenBank genome assembly
AUGUAUGUAUCUAUCUAUCUAUCUAUCUAUCUAUCUAUCUAUCUGAGUCAGAUUUUAUCUAAAUUUGUCUUUUCAUACCUAUCUAUCUAUAUUGAUCUGUUCAUAUGUUGUUUCUAUCUAUCUAUCUAUCUAUCUAUCUAUCUAUCUAUCUAUCUAUCUAUCUAUCUAUCUUAUCUUAGUCUGUUCACAACUAUCUAUCUAUCUAUGUUUAUAUCCAUCUAUCUAAUUCACUCUUUUCAUAUUUUUUCUCUUUCUUUGUUCUCCGUCCUUCUACUAAUUAUUUUCUUUUCCUUUUUGUAUUUCCUUUCUAUCACUCACUCUCUCCACUCUCUAUCUCUUUGUUCUUUUCUAGUCCUGGAUGGUGAUCUUUCGAUAAGGCUCGCUUUUUUUUUCGACUAUCGCUUUUACUCGACUCUCUUUUCUUUUCUUUUCUUUCUUCCUUUCCUUCUUUCUUUCUUUCCUUCUUUCUUUCUUUCUUUUCUAUUCUUUUCUUUGAUUUCUUUCUUUCUUUCUUUUGGUUGCCUUGAGGAGGCUCAAUUUAAAACAGUUUAUUGUCCUUUGCUAUUUUCAAAAAUUUACACCAAGUUCUUUCUUUCUUUCUUUCUUUCUUCAGGUAGUCACCUACAGGAUGUUCCUCCUCCUUUUCCCUCUUCUUCUUCUUCUUCUUCUGAAUCUUCCUCCUCCUCCUCCCCUGUCUUAUGUCGACAGUUAUCGGUUUUAAUUCUUCCUGUUCUAUUUUUAUCAUCACCGUUGAUAGCUGUCCACUCCUUCAUCUAA